Messenger RNA from Apodemus sylvaticus (European woodmouse), 615 nucleotides. RefSeq names its product epididymal-specific lipocalin-5-like. The coding region runs from base 1 to 615 and encodes 204 amino acids. NCBI's taxonomy places the organism in Eukaryota, Metazoa, Chordata, Mammalia, Rodentia, Muridae. The transcript is spliced from 6 exons. The record is from RefSeq and is a predicted model, not a curated record. Gene Ontology annotation, molecular function: small molecule binding.
AUGUGCUCAAUUGCUAGGCAUAUGGGGAGCAUCAUGCUCGUCACUUUGCUGGGACUGCCUGUGGGGCUGGCAGCUGAUACCGAGGGGGCCGUGGUGAAGGACUUCGACGUAAGCAAGUUUUUAGGAUUCUGGUAUGAGAUUGCCCUUGCCUCCAAGAUGGGUGCCCACGGCUUGGCACAGAAGGAAGAGAAGAUGGGGGCCAUGGUGGUCGAGCUAAAGGAGGACCUCCUGGCUCUGACCAACGCCUAUCACAAUGAGGACCGCUGUGUGCUGGAGAAGGUCACAGCCACUCAGGUGGACGGUCCAGUGAAGUUCAAGGUCACCAGAAUAUCAGGAAAGAAAGAAGUUGUUGUUGUAGCCACAGACUACAUGACGUAUGCCGUGAUUGAUAUCACCUUCCUGGUGGCUGGGGCGGUCCAUCGGGCCAUGAAACUGUACUGUCGGGGCUUGGACAACAACGGGGAAGCCCUGGAUAAUUUCCAGAAGAUAGCCUUGAAGCAUGGGUUUUCAGAAACAGACAUAUACAUUCUCAAACAUGACUAUAGAGAAACCAAGGCUUUGCCAAAGCCCAGCAGCUGGGACAACAGGACCCUAGCCUGUGACCCUAGCCUGUGA